CACGAGAGAGAAGGUGGUGGGGGGGGUUGCGGGAGGAGAAGCCACGACGCUGGCUUUCUCUCUCUCCUUCAUUCGCUCGCACCGUACUGUGUGCCCCCGAAUUGGCCCAGCUAGGGCUUUGCCUUACUCGGGUUACACGCUGCUGCUGCGUCGCUUCCAUCUCCUCCAGCUCCUCCUCCUCCACCGCUUCACUGUGCUUGAAGAGUAUCGUCCCGCGAGCAUCUCCAGAGCGACAGCAACGUGCGCACCUGGGAUAUCGAUUGGAAGACGACGACGACGGCACGGCGCAUUGUUCCUGACGUCUCUUUCCGUCUUAAAAUUCUUCCCGUUUAAAGGCAUCAAGAGCCCCUUUUUAGACCCGUAGCAUUUUUUUUUUAUCUACCGCACCCGGGGGACCCUUGUUGCGAGGACAUGUUUUGUUGCCUUUGCCCUUCUGUCCGAGUGAAAGCCGGAGGAAUGUAGAAGAAGAAGACAAGAAAACAAGAAAAGCAAUGACAAAAACAGCUCCUGCCCAUUUCCUGCGAACGCGGUAGACUCGUCUGUUGACGUGAGUUGAGCGAGCGAGCGAGCAAGCGAGGCUUUUCACGUCUGGGGACAGUCGCAGAGUUGGCGUGCUGUGGCUUGACCGCCAACUUGGAUUAGCGACGAGCCCCUGGGGGUGGAAGCGCGACCGGCCGUCACGAUAGCGAUGAGAUACGGGCCUCGCUGCCACAGCGCCCCAUCAUCAUCGCACCUGUGCCGAUUGAUCGCUGCUAAUUAUCCGUCCCGCCUGCCGGCUCGCGUAAAUUUGUAGCGGAGGGAACCUGUCGGACGCGCGCGGUGGUCGUUGGUCGGGAGGAGGCGAAGGGUGGCUCGCCACAUCACAAGGCCCAGCUGCCUCUCGCCCCCCUUGGGACUCCGCGGGGUGCCACCGUGGAUCCUCGCAUGUCGCCGCGGGUGCCCCUGGCGAGGGGAUCGCCACAGCUAAGUCUAAAAUUAUCCGGCUCGCUGGUGAAACUGUAGGCGAGGGGGGCCACCCGAGUGUGGGAGCUGGGAAGCUGCGGUGGAAAUCAUUAACCAGAAAAAGCGUGAAGCCUCGUUGGUUUUUAUUUAAACUCGUAGCAGGUUCUUAUACUGCAGGAAGCUGCUUUAGCCGCCUGUAACGGAGUGUUCUGUGCUUCUCAUGGAGAGUGCUCGACGCUAUUUUAGGGCCCAAGUCCAUUGGUAUCCUUUCGCCGGAGCUUUGAAUUAAAUCCUCGGUUAAACAAAGGGAUUUGGCAGACUCCGUGUUGAACUGCUUGAGGCCGUUUGGGUCAGGACGACUUAAGAAGUUGACAUCCAGUUUCCAGGGACUCGCCACUUCCAACAACAACACUUCCUCUAAGAACAACAACUGCAACGCUCAACGACAACAACAACAUUUCAACCUUUCACAACUUUGUCUGGCGUCACGAGGAAGCAUGAAGUUGCCACGUGGACGGCAAACCGGCGGCAUUCGUCCUUGCGUCCUUUCGCCCAUUACUUCGCGACGCGCAGCGCGCGGAUGGAACCAUCUUUGAACCGCAGCCGAGCGCGAUCUCCGGCGGGCACGUGUCGCGGCGCGCCAGAACGCUAGCGCCGGCGAGACGAUGGCGGCGCCCAGGUGACUCGCAAGCCGCACCCACCGCGGGCGCCACGAGCCGCCGCCCGGACCCUCUCAGCGAUGACCCUGCUGUGCUUCGGGAGGUUGUGCCACCGGCGCAGGGGCGGCCGCUCGUCGACGAGGCGGCGCCCACCCCGAGAGCCGCUGGCGGUGGUGACGGGAGAGGAGUCCGUCGUGACCACCGCCGCCGUCACCGCCCGAUCGCGCAAACCGCCCAGAGUUAACGGGCAGCCGAAGGAGCGGAGGGAGCGGGACGCGCUGGGCGGGUACGAGAGCUCGUCCACGCUCAUGAGCAGCGAGCUGGACUCCACCAGCUUCUUCGACUCUGACGAAGAUGGCUCCACGAGCAGGUUCAGCUGCUCGACGGAGCAGAGCAGCGCGUCGCGCCUCAUGAAGCGUCACCGGCGGCGGCGACGCAAACCGCAGCCCCAGCAGCUCGACCGGUCGUCCUCCUUCAGCAGCAUCACGGACUCGACGAUGUCGCUCAACAUCAUCACGGUCACGCUCAACAUGGAGAAGUACAACUUCCUGGGCAUCAGCAUCGUGGGACAGAGCAACGAGAAGGGAGACGGUGGAAUCUACAUCGGCUCCAUCAUGAAGGGAGGCGCCGUUGCCGCCGACGGGCGAAUCGAGCCCGGCGACAUGCUGCUGCAGGUGAACGACGUGAACUUUGAGAACAUGAGCAACGACGAUGCGGUGCGGGUGCUGCGGGACAUCGUGCACAAGCCAGGGCCCAUCACCCUGACCGUGGCCAAGUGCUGGGACCCCACGCCGCGCGGAUACUUCACCAUCCCACGCAGCGUCGAGCCAGGCGAGCCGGUGCGGCCCAUCGACCCCGCGGCGUGGGUGUCGCACACGGCGGCCAUGACGGGCGCCUACCCCUACGGGAUGACGCACUCCAUGAGCGCCCUCACGUCCACCUCCUCCUCCAUCUCCAGCUCCGUGCCUGAGUCCGAGAGGUUCGAUGAGCUGCACCUCUCCAUACACAGCGACAUGGCCACGGUAGUGAAGGCGAUGGCCUCUCCGGAGUCGGGCCUGGAGGUCCGAGACCGCAUGUGGCUCAAGAUCACCAUCCCCAAUGCCUUCAUCGGUUCGGACCUGGUGGACUGGCUCUUCAAUCACCUCGAGGGCUUCCAGGACCGGCGGGAUGCGCGCAAGUACGCCUGCAACCUGCUCAAGGCCGGCCUCAUCCGCCACACGGUCAACAAGAUCACCUUCUCCGAGCAGUGCUACUACAUCUUCGGCGACCUCUGCGGCAACAUGGCGAACCUGUCGAUCCACGACCACGACGGCUCCAGCGGCGCCUCCGACCAGGACACGCUGGCGCCGCUGCCCCACCCGGGCGCCGCUCCGUGGCCCCUGCAGACGGCGUUCCCCUACCCGCCCUACCCCCCGCACCCGUACGGCCCGCUGCCCCCGGGCUUCCCCGAGCAGGGCAGCGGCAGCGCCGGCAGCCAGCACAGCGAGGGGAGCCGGAGCAGCGGCUCGAACCGGAGCGGAGGGGCCGAGCGUCGCGGCUCCGUCAAGGAGAAGGACGCCAAGGGCCAGGGCAGCGGCGGAAGCGGAGGCGGAGGAGGGGGAGGAGGGGGAGGGGGUGGCAGCAGCGGUGGCGGCGGCGCCGACUCCAAGUCCGGCGGCAGCGGCAGCGAGUCAGACCACACGACGCGCACGGGCAGCGUGCGGCGCGCCCCCAGCGAGCGCUCGCACCGCAGCCACGCCAGCGCGUCGCACCACAGCCUGCCGCGGAGCCACUACUCGUACGGCGCGCCCGGCGUGCCGCCGCCGCCGCCUCCGCCGGCGCUCGUGUCGGCCGGCGCCCUCCUCCCCGCCGCUUCUGCCGUCGGCGCGUCGCCGGGCGUCAUGCCCCCGCCGUACGCGGUGGCGAUGAUGGGCGGCGUGGGGCAUCUCCCGCCCGGCACGAUCGUUCCCGCGUCGCCGCCGCCGCCCGCGCAGCUGUCGACGUCGUCGUCGUCGGUGGCGCCGCCCCUCACGGGCCCCCCCGGGGGGCCGCCCGUCAGGGACCUGAGCUCUGUGCCGCCGGAGCUGAUGGGAAGCCGACAGUCGUUCCGCAUGGCCAUGGGGAACCCCGACGACUUUAACCUGGACAUCAUGUGAAGGGGAGCGUCUGGCUGGGCCCUCCGCUCGUGUCCCCCCCCUCCCCCGCCCGAUUGAACCGGAGUCGCUCUUUCCGUUGACUGAAAGCUGAUCGUAAUGAAUUUGUUUCUUUUCUCGUCUCUCCUGACCGCGGUGUAGUUUAUCGUCGUGUACAUAAAUGAAGAUCAAAACAAGUUGGAGGGAAAACGAAAAAAAGAGAUGAAGUCAAAUGAAAGGAACGGUGGGGGGGUGGGGGUGGGGUGGGGGGAAGGUUUGCGUGACAAAAAAAAUGUGGCCAUGAAAGCAAAGGGAGAGAAUUUACGGAAAACUUUGUUGCCGUUGGCGCUCCCGAGGUUCACGCUCGCGUCUAGCGGCGAGUGCGCGAGCGGUGAAGCGAGAUUCGCGGGAGCCGGACCCAGGGUGGAACCGCGACUGCGAAAACACGGCGGGCGUCGGGGGGGGGAAGAAAAUUGAAAAAAAACGAUUCAAGAUGGAACAAAAAGAUAAUGACGUACCACGAUAUGACAAAGACGCUCAUGUCAAUACUUGCUACAGGUGCUGUAAAAACAACGGUCGCCCAUCCCGGGUGUUGAGGACUUUGUCGUUCGGCUUGCCCGCAUUUCUCUGCGGAUUGCGGGGAGCGGGCCUGGUUUAGUGUAUUUUUAACACGCGUAGGAGGCUUUCGCGACCACAGUGGAGGUUUUUUUGGAUUAGAACGCCUGAAUGUAAAUGUGCCGUCAAACCCGCCUGCCUACCCAACACAGCCAAUUAGUGAGGUUGCGUGACGUGGACGGAACGUAGCCAGUUCGUUACUGGUACAGCACUAACGGGUGUGUUGGAGAGUAAAGCCACCGCAUUGACAAGUCUGGCUGUCGCCUGAUGAGGCUGGUUCUACUCGAAUUGUAAACGUUGUGGCUUAACCUCUCCAACACACCAGUUAGUGCUGUACUAGUAACUCAUUGGCUGUGUCGGGUGGUGGGCGGGUUCAACGACACAUUUAUAUUCACGCGAUGUAAACCAAAAAGCUGUCAUGAAGUGUAUUUUUAAUCGCGAUUCUUUGAAAACCUAACGAGCGAUACAGAAAGCCUAAACGAUGUAAUGUUUUUUUUUUGUAUUUUGUUUCCCGACCGCCUGCGAAAGUCUUUUUAUGUUUACCCCCUCCCCCCACUCUCUGCGUAGAAUUACCCAUCGCUCUGGAAUCAUUCGACGCUCUUGAAACGGGGAUAAAUUGUUACUAUCGUAUUAUAUAUAUAUGUGUAUAUUAUAUAUAGAGGCAUUUGAUGUGAGCGGACCUUCCGAACCCUAGGUUGAUAUUCCGAUAUUCCAAUACGACUUGGUUCUACUUCAGUUUACUCUACGUUUUUAUCUUUUCGUUGCGUUUUUUUCCGCCCCUCUCGCUGAUCAAAAACACUAAUCGUUGCCCGCCUCCCCCCCGUUCAUAGUCGGGCAAGGCUCCGAUUCGGCACUGCCCUCCCUCUCGGGUUUCUCCGGCUUGGGACUCUCCGCUUCCACGCACAUAUUCUUGCCCAGGACCGCGGCGCGAGAGCCAACAAGGCCGAGCGUUCUCUCGUCCUGCCGCCAUCAAGAAUUGAGGCGGGGGGGGUGGCGGUGGAGGCUGCACCUAGCCAACAUCGUGGGACUGCUCCGUGAGCCAGCGAGGUGCACGGUGGCGCGUGGGCGGCGUCCUCUCGUUCCAAAGCCCACACGCGGACUCCUGCUGCUGCUGCCUCCCUCGCCGCAGGGCCCGUAAAGCUUCACGGCAAGGCAACAGAAAAUACGGCUCUGUGCGACUCGCGUUGCUGCCGCCCCCCCCCCCCCCCCCCCCCACGUGUCUGUCUUGUAAAGCGGUGUUGGGAAGCAAGCGCCGCAUUUUUUAAGAAGGGACAAAAACGCAACCGUGUUGAAAUCAUCACCGCUCGCCGUCCGCUGUUGGUCAAACGCCCGCCCCCCCACCCCGUACCGCGUGGUUUGGGAACACGACCGUCUUGUCGAGCGAGGGGCGGCUUCCACCCGGCGAAAGCCCGAGGCCUUCUCGAGUUAAGGAGGCGCUUGGAAAUGAGACGCGAGCCCUUCGAAAUGAAAUCGCCAUCGGGAAUCUUAAGAAGUGCCGCGGGCGUUUCACCCGCGCGAUUCCAGUAGACGUCUCUCUCCGCCAUCCGCGUGUUUCGUUUAAUAUUCGUUUCAUGUUUUUGUUUUGGUUAUUGUUAUUUAUGUUUCAUUUCUUUGAACUUUGUGCAAUCAGUUGCCUUCCCACCCCCCUCCUCCUCCUCUCGCAGUUCCCACUCCGCCCGAGGUCGUCGUUCAUUGAGUAGGGGUCAGAUUCCGAGUGCGGAUCGUUAAAACGUAAAGGACGAGAGAGAGGCCUUCUCUCGACUUGACUUCGGACAUCGGCUGCCUCUUUUUUGACGACACCAUUCAAAUAACAAAAAUUGCCGCGUGCCGACCGGUCCACUCUCGGCGCCGGCAAACGGCAAAGUUGCCGGGCACCCAAGGAGUUGACCCCCCACUUGUCCUCCCCCCUCCCUCCCAACACUAAUCUCCCGUCGUGAACUACAUCGCUAGCUUUUCGUAACUUCGCAAACCUCAACGGUUACGUUUUUUUAUAUCGUUUAAGAUCGUUCUCACUUUCGUUUGAUUAUGGCAUAGGAGGGUGACGCUGCAGUAUUAGCUACACACUACUACAGUCUCUCUUCUGCCGUUGAGCAUUUUUUUUGUAAAAAAAAAAUCUUUCGUUUUGAAUUAGCUCGCGAGCGCCUUUCUUUUCUUCUUGUUGUUGUUGCGCCCCCCCCCCCCCCCCCACCAAUCUCUCGCUUCCGGCAACGCUGGGACACGAGCAGCUCCGACACGGACUGCAGUCUUCAGGGGCAUUGCACCACUCGCCGCGGCCAUCGGCCACCGUCGUCGACACCCAGAUAUCUCGCAGCUUAGCCGGCAUCUGUCGAUUGGUUGCAAAGGCCCUCGUAGGCCGUGGCGCUUUCGUUCGUUCCUGCCGCCACUCUCGAGCGAGCGAUUAAGCGGAGCAUUUGGCCCUGGGUCGGUGGUGGAAAUUCCACAUUCACAUGGUAAAAAAAAAAGUGUAGAUUUUUUUGUUUUCUUUAUUUUACCAGCCCCCACCCGACCGCCCGCCCCGACUGUUAAUUUCCAAAUAUAGUAGCUGGCGUCUUGUCACGAGGUUAUGAAAUUUGCGGCUGGAAUUCGUGCAGAAAGCAGGGUAAACGUCCACCACACAGGCGGCGGGUAGCCUCCGGCGGAUGGCGUCACUUGAAUAUUUCUGGAGGUCCCUUCAAACUCCCCUCCCCACCAUCCACACUCGGGGCACUGCACUUUCUCACAUGCACUGCUUUAGAGCUGUUUGUCGCACGGCAAAUUUUUGUUUUAUCCUCGAGAAGAAAUACGCUUCAUUAAGUAAUUUUUUUCCAAAUUAAGAUGUGCAGUGGCCUCUGCCUGCAGUAACCAGGCAGAGGCCAUCGACUUGCUACACUUGAGGAUCGGGUUUAAAUCGCCGGUGGCUCUAACAUCGAUUUCUCGGCAGUGCCAGCUCUGUGCCUCUUGAGACGGUAUGAGCCCUUUGAAUAACCUAGAUCCCCCAAUCCACCUCAGGUUCAGAUCUUAGACCAGCGAUGAGCGACUGCACAAUUGGAUCGCCCCCCCCCCCCCCUUUACCUCGAGUCAACCAAUCGACAGCUGUGCGUGUGAAUGCCCCUUACCCAGUAGUUUUACACGUGGAUGGGAUGGGGUGGACGAACUGAACUUUGCAAACCUGUGGUUGGACUCCCGGAUCAUUGCACGGCACGUUUCCUCCCGCAAGCGAGUUUCCCCGUUGCUGCGAGCCGCCAUUUGUUGUCUUGAAAAGCAGCAUUGGUGCAUGCGUGAAGCCGUUCAGGGUUUUUUAAAUUUUAUUUGAAGCCUUAUCGAAAUAUCAAUUGUUCUCAAUCCAAGUGACCGGGUAAACAGACCUUACGAUCGGCUGCUUUGUGGUCUCGUGGUAUGAUUUGUUACAACCGUGUUAAUCGUGUUCAUUGGAUUUGAGGGUGGUCCCCCCCCCCCCCCCACCUUCCGUAAUGGACUGCCGCAUGCAUCGAGUGGCGUUCCGCAGCCACCUGCUUGUGGUUACCGCCGUGCAGACGGGAGACUUCCUCCUCGGUGGGCACGUUUACCUCUCUUUCCACUGUGUCCAACCGAGCUUGCGACGCGGACGCGUCGAGCCAACAUGGCGUGGCACAAAAGGCGCCAGGUUUUUAUUUUUAUUUCUCCCCCCACUUGCAAAAGCCGAACCGAGCCGACGCCGUUGUCCUCGGCAGUGCGCCGACUCAACGUCGCGUGCACCAUGUGGUGGCAUCAUUUGCCACGCAGCUUUUCGUCCCAAGCGAGAUACGGGUGUGUGGUGAGGCCAGCCUACCACGCGCGGCUUGGUUGUUCCUGCCAUUCGCCGCAAAGCAAAACGAGCCAGCGGAAGAAACAAAGAAACCGGUGCCGUGUGUGACGGCCCUGCACUGGUUUGGCUCGGGUGUCCCAGUGGGAAAAGGAGGGGUACUUCAGCCGAGUGCACCGAGACUUGCAGACUCACAGCAGCAAUUCUUGUGGAUUCGCCUUGAGAGACAGAGUGAGUGAGUGUGUGGUGAGAAUGCCCCGUGGUGAACUGAGAUUAAGCGGGACGUGGCCUACGGUUAUAUUUAGGGUCACCAGGAGUAGGCACGCUUUCAUCAGAUUUCUCUGUUUUUCCAGAAUUCUUCAUUAAAAUUCUAAUCAUCUUUCGUGGUCCAUGUGGAUCGUGGAAAAUGUUUUCAGCCCAGGUCAGUGUGGGAUUGUGUCCCGUAAACCCCUGCGCUGGUGAUUCAAUUUUGUUUUCACAUUUUUAUUUAAUGUUUCUUAUUUCUGUUGCUGAAUGAAACCACGCCUGCCUGUUACGUCGAUGGGAGAAGUAGGGGAAGGGGCAAUGGGUUGGGCAUUUUGGAUUUAUUCAUUUAAUGCCUUUAAAAAAAAUACAUCUUAUUGUUUCCCUUAAAAGAAAAAUAAUCUCACCGGUGCGCCUCGAUCUAUGGCUUAAGAAUCUCGGUCAAAUUUGCCAUGUGUGAGUGAUGGCAAUAAAGCCCUAUUGAAAAUAUAUCAAUUGGAGAGAAGGGGGGCUGCCUUUUCGGCAAUAGGCGGCAUAGCUUUGUAGUAAAUCUGGGGAUUAUUGUGUGCCUCGAGUCUCCCUUGCCAAAAGAGACGGGCGAGUUUACGGUGUUGCCUUUCGGCCAGAAAUAUCACCGGAUGGACGUAAACUCGUGGACAUUCGCCCUCAAUCUCUCUGUUUUUGCCAAACAUCCGUUGGGGAACGAACUUUUGCGCCAACACACGAAUGGGGCCACGCAUUGGGCUGUCACUUUCCUUGAGUGAAGCGUUAUAAUUUGACUGCAUGGAAACAUGACCACUUUGUGACGAUAGUGCUUCGGGUGAGUGAGUGGAUAAGCGAGUGAAUUGCUGGGUGGGUGAGUG
Molecule: messenger RNA, 9193 nt
Organism: Lethenteron reissneri (Far Eastern brook lamprey)
Lineage: Eukaryota; Metazoa; Chordata; Hyperoartia; Petromyzontiformes; Petromyzontidae
Gene: DVL3
Product: dishevelled segment polarity protein 3
Biological process (GO): canonical Wnt signaling pathway; intracellular signal transduction
Cellular component (GO): cytosol
Molecular function (GO): frizzled binding
Source: RefSeq, a predicted model, not a curated record